GUCUCCUUGCAGAGAUGAAACUGCUCCUGGCCCUGGCAGGGGCUCUGGCCACGCUUGCCCUCCCCGAGCCCUGUGAGGGCACUGCCGCAGCAAUCCCCAGGGCAGUGGAAACAUCCGUCAUUCAGGACUGCAUCACAGAGGCCAAGCUGAUGGUGGACACAGCCUACAAUCGGACACAAAGGAGCAUCAAGCAGCGCCUUCACAGUGGCUCAGCCAGCCCCAUGGACUUCUUGUCCUACUUCAAACAGCCAGGAGCAACCACCAAGAUGAUAGUUCGUGCUGCUGACUACAUGCAUGUGGCCUUGGGGCUGCUGGAGAAGAAGUUCCAGCCCCAGGGGUCCAGGAUCUUCAAUGUAACUGAGGUGCUGACGGAAUCCCAGAUCCAGCUGCUGUCCCAGGCCAGCGGCUGUGCUGUCCAAGACAAUGUUGAGAAGUGCAGCAACAAGUACCGUACCAUCACUGGGAUAUGCAACAACAAGAAGAGACCUUGGCUGGGGGCUUCCAACCGGGCCCUGGCCCGCUGGCUACCAGCCCAAUACGAGGACGGCGUGUCGCUCCCCUUCGGGUGGACCCCUGGCAAGAGGCGCAAUGGCUUCCUCCUCCCUAUGGUCCGGGCUGUCUCCAACCAGAUUGUGCGUUUCCCCAAUGAGAGGUUGGCCUCAGACCGGGGUCGGGCCCUCAUGUUCAUGCAGUGGGGCCAGUUCAUCGACCAUGACCUGGACUUCUCCCCAGAGUCCCCAGCCAGAGUGGCCUUUUCUGGGGGCAUCAACUGUGAAACAUCCUGUGCUCAGCUGCCCCCCUGCUUUCCCAUCAAGAUCCCACCCAAUGACCCUCGCAUCAGGAAUCAGAGAGACUGCAUCCCCUUCUUCCGCUCAGCACCUGCUUGCCCCCAGAACAAGGACAAAGUCCGCAACCAGAUCAAUGCGCUCACGUCCUUUGUGGACGCCAGCAUGGUGUAUGGCAGUGAGGUCACCCUCUCCCUGCGGCUCCGCAACCGCACCAACUACCUGGGCCUGUUGGCCGUCAACGAACAGUUCCAGGACAAUGGCCGGGCCCUGCUGCCCUUCGACAACAUGCGGGACGACCCCUGCCUCCUCACCAACCGCUCGGCGCGCAUCCCUUGCUUCCUAGCAGGUGAUUCUCGAUCCAGUGAAACCCCCAAACUAGCCGCCAUGCACACCCUCUUCAUGCGAGAGCACAACCGACUAGCCACGGAGCUGAAACGGAUGAACCCCCGGUGGAGUGGAGACAAACUGUACAAUGAGGCCCGGAAGAUUGUGGGGGCCAUGGUCCAGAUUAUCACCUACCGAGACUUUUUACCCUUGGUUCUGGGCAAGGCCCGCGCGCGGAGGACACUGGGGCCCUACCGGGGGUAUUGCUCCAACGUGGACCCCCGUGUGGCCAAUGUCUUCACCCUGGCCUUCCGCUUUGGCCACACCAUGCUGCAGCCCUUCCUGUUCCGCUUGGACAGCCGGUACCAGGUCUCCCGCAUCCCGCUUAGCUCUGCCUUCUUUGCCAGCUGGCGAGUUGUGCACGAAGGUGGCAUCGACCCCCUCCUCCGAGGCCUCAUGGCCACCCCUGCCAAGCUGAACCGCCAAGAUUCCAUGAUGGUGGAUGAACUCCGCGACAGGCUGUUUCGGCAAGUGAGAAGGAUCGGGCUGGACCUGGCAGCUCUUAACAUGCAGCGGAGCCGGGAUCAUGGCCUCCCAGGGUACAAUGCUUGGAGACGCUUCUGUGGCCUCUCCCAGCCUCGGAAUUUAGAACAACUUAGCCGGGUGCUGAAGAACCGGAAUUUGGCACAGAAGUUCCUGAACUUGUAUGGGACACCUGAAAACAUUGACAUUUGGGUUGGGGCCAUUGCAGAGCCUCUCCUGCCCGGGGCUCGAGUGGGGCCUCUUCUGGCCUGUCUUUUUGAGAACCAGUUUAGAAGAGCCCGAGAUGGAGACAGAUUCUGGUGGCAAAAAUGGGGUGUUUUUACCAAGAGACAGCGCAGAGCCCUGAGUCAGAUCUCCUUGUCGCGGAUUAUUUGUGACAAUACUGGCAUCACCACUGUUUCGAGGCACAUCUUCCGAGCCAACAUCUACCCCCGGGGCUUUGUCAGUUGCAGCCGCAUCCCCAGGCUGAACCUGUCAGCCUGGAGAGGGAGAUGAGCCCUUGGCAGG
Elephantulus edwardii (Cape elephant shrew) is the source of this 2162-nucleotide messenger RNA. It is a transcript of the gene EPX, whose product is annotated as eosinophil peroxidase. The transcript is spliced from 12 exons. Gene Ontology annotation, biological process: response to oxidative stress. The record is from RefSeq and is a predicted model, not a curated record. NCBI's taxonomy places the organism in Eukaryota, Metazoa, Chordata, Mammalia, Macroscelidea, Macroscelididae. Gene Ontology annotation, molecular function: peroxidase activity; heme binding. Bases 15 to 2150 code for a protein of 711 amino acids.